This is a messenger RNA of Vigna umbellata (rice bean), 1222 nucleotides long. RefSeq lists its product as uncharacterized. The record is from RefSeq and is a predicted model, not a curated record. Lineage: Eukaryota; Viridiplantae; Streptophyta; Magnoliopsida; Fabales; Fabaceae.
UUAUGCCAUGACAAGCUCAACCGGUUUCCCUUUCUAUCCGCCUUUUCUUUUCUCCCUCGUCUUCCCUGCCAUGAUCAAAUUGUUCAAGAGAAACACCUCCACUGACACGUGUCAUCAUCACCACCACUAUCACCACCAUCCACUUUUGGGCCUUGGACUCGCCACCACAGACGUCCACAGACCUCCCAACGUUCUGGAGUCCGCCAUGCUGAAGCCCAACAGCGACGUGCCUCGGCCCAAGAAGACACAGAUUGGAUCCCUUGACGAAGAGGUGGUCUGCUUCGUCAGCGGCUUGGCCUCAUGCACGGAGACUCUAGGCUGCGAGAGCUCCGACCAAAUCCACAGUAAUUGCGAGGACGAGGAUGUGAUCGAUGGCGAGAAGAUUUCUCGGAGGAGGACGGUGAAGACGGAAGGGAGAGGGAAGGUGAGGACAUUUCCACCGCCGCUGUCGUCGCUCAAUCGGAACGGUAAACCGAGUUUUUAUCUCCGGCCUGUGAGGAAAGACGGGAGGUUGGAGUUGACGGAAGUGAGAAUAGAGCGACCGGAGAUUCUGCAUGCAUGGCGAGAGAACGGGCGUUUGACAUUGCGUCUGGUGUCAGAUCUCGAAGAGGAAGAGGAAGACAUAGAAGAAGAAGAAAAAGAAGAGGAAGAGGAAGAGAUAGAAGAAGAAGAAAAAGGAAUAGAGGAAGAGAACGUCGGAGAGUGGAGGCUCCGGAGUAGUGAAGGGUUAAGGAGGUGUCACGAGAUGGUGAACCAUCAUCACCAUCACCAUGUUCAUGGCAGCAUGCGCAUGUGUGGAAUCAGCAUUGUGUGAGGGUUGGAGGGACACGUGGCAUGGAGCUUUGAAGGGGAAUGAAUGAUUUGAACGUUGGAAUUUGCACUGCAAAAAUUGGCAGAAGAAGGGUUGGAUGUGUAUAGAGAGAAAUCAUGCAUGCAUGCGGUGGUGUUUGGUUGCUGGAAAAACGACACUACCAAGAGGUCCACACAGGCUGUAAUUACUUUGCUGCGUUUUGUAUUCUUAGGCAGAGAGAGAGAAUGUUCGAGACGGAGAGCUAUUGUACUGUAUUUACCAAAUUUUGAAGAUUUAUGUUAGAUGCCAAAAACAAUUUCUGAACAUAUUUUCUUCAGUUUUUAAGGUUGUUGUUGAAACCAGUUAAAGUUCUCGGAAAAUUUGCCAUUUAAUCAACCCAGUGGCUUCUAAUUUGAACUCUCGUCAUCUCAC